CAGGUCUCUCAGUUCGUGGAACAUUCUUGACCGAGUGAGACGUGGUCGUUCGGCGCGCAACGGAAUCUGCAGAUUUGAAGUGGACAGUUUUGUGUGUGUGUUUAAUCUUAUCUUUGGCGGUGACUCAGAGGAAUGGAUUUCCGUGUUUUCUGAACUAAAAAAGCCAACUUUCCUGUGAGAUACAAAACCCAAGUAAUUCAAACAGAAUCGUGCGUGGUGUGUGUGUUGAUGAAACUGAAACAGUGAAAAAAACGAUGGAGCAAAAAGAAGAGCUUGGCGAAUGGGUGUGGCUCGCGCCCAAGCAAAACAGCGAGUUCGAGAUCCCGUACGCGGGCCGUGUCCUGCGGACCCAUUCCGGCAAGACCCUUGUCGUGGACGACGAUGGCACGGAGAGCUGGGUUAAGGACAGCGAGGUUAUCAAGCCGAUGCACGUCACGUCACAGCGGACAGUUCACGAUAUGAUAACGCUGGGCGACCUGCAGGAAUAUGCCAUUUUGCGAAAUUUGAUUGUUCGAUACCGCCAAAAGCAAAUCUACACUUAUACAGGUAGCAUGCUGGUGGCUAUCAACCCGUACGAGAUUCUGCCGAUUUAUACGUUCAAUGAAGUUAAUCUGUACAGGGAGAAGAAGAUUGGCGAUCUGCCGCCGCACAUUUUUGCCAUUGGGGACGGAGCGUACCAGGAGAUGCGACGGGAUGGCCGCGAUCAGUGUAUCGUGAUCAGUGGGGAGUCUGGUGCCGGCAAGACCGAGAGUACAAAGUUGAUUCUGCAAUACCUGGCCGCUACUAGCGGGAAGCACUCGUGGGUUGAACAGCAGAUCAUCGAGUCGAAUCCGAUUAUGGAGGCGUUCGGGAAUGCCAAAACCGUGCGAAACGAUAACUCAUCACGAUUUGGGAAGUACAUUGACGUUCACUUCAACCGGGAGGGGGUCAUUGGUGGGGCCAAGAUUGAUCAGUAUUUGCUGGAGAAGUCGAGAAUCGUUUAUCAGAACAAGGGUGAACGAAACUAUCACAUUUUCUAUUCGAUGCUGGUUGGGCUGGGCAAGGAGGAGAAGAAGAUGCUAGAACUUGAGGAUGCUUCCAAGUACCAGUACUUGAUCAGGGGACAAACGCUGAACUGCGAUGGGCGAAAUGAUGCUAGUGAAUUCGCCAACGUAAGGUCAGCAAUGAAGGUUCUCGCGUUUACCGACCAGGAAAUUUGGUCAAUCCUUAGUCUGCUUGCAGCAAUCCUCCAUUUAGGCAACAUCAAGUACAAAUCAACCGUCGUCCAGAACAUGGACGCCGUCGAGGUGAACGAUUCUACAAACGCAACCAGGGUUAGUGGUCUGCUGGGAGUGACCAAAGGUGCCCUGGUAAACGCCCUAACCCGGCGGACCAUCAUCGCCCAGGGUGAGCGCGUGGUCUCGCAAGUGUCCAAGGAGCAAGCACUGGAAGCGAGGGAUGCGUUCGUGAAGGCAAUCUACGGCAAGAUAUUUCUGAUGGUCGUGAACAAGAUCAACAGUGCGAUCUUCAAGUCCUCGCCGAAGGGUCGAAUUUCGAUUGGGGUGUUGGACAUUUUCGGCUUCGAGCAGUUUGAGACGAACAGCUUCGAGCAGUUGUGCAUCAAUUUUGCGAACGAGAAUUUGCAGCAGUUUUUCGUGAAGCAUAUUUUUAAGAUGGAGCAAGCCGAGUACACCCGCGAGGGCAUCAACUGGACCAACAUCGAGUUCAUCGACAACCAGGACGUGCUGGACAUGAUCGGGAUGAAGUCGCUCCACCUGAUGGCCCUGAUCGACGACGAGACGCGCUUCCCAAAGGGCACCGACCUGACGAUGCUUUCGAAGUUGCACAGCACGCACGGGUCAAAGACGAUCUACCUGAAGCCGAAGUACGAUAAUGUUCCGGCGUUCGGCAUUCAGCACUUUGCCGGUACGGUGUUUUACAACGUGAACGGCUUCCUGGAGAAGAAUAGGGACACGUUUAGUUCGGAUUUGAAGGAGCUGGUGACGAAGAGUAGCAAUGAGUUUUUAGUAAAGCUGUUCGAGUCGGACGAUUCGCUGGACACGUCAAAGAAGAGCAUUACGUUGUCUCUGCAAUUCAGGAACUCGCUGGAAGCGUUGAUGAGAACGCUGUCGUCGUGCCAUCCGUACUUUAUUCGGUGCAUUAAGCCGAAUGAGUUUAAGAAACCAAUGAUCAUCGACAAUGCUUUGUGCGUGAGACAGCUGCGCUAUUCCGGUAUGAUGGAAACGGCCAAGAUUAGGAAGGCAGGUUACGCGAUUCGGCACACGUACACGGAGUUUGUGGAACGCUAUCGCCAUUUGGGUAGAGGAAUUGGUCCAGCUCACAAGGUUGAUUGUUUGGCGGCUUCGCGACAGAUUUGUGAGCGAAUACUGGCUGGUAUUCCAGACGAUUAUCAAUUUGGAAAGACGAAAAUAUUCCUGAAGGAAAGUCACGACCUGUUGCUGGAGUCGGAACGUUCGAGGGUCUACCUGCAUUACAUCGUAUUGAUCCAACGUGCCUUCCGUAGAAUUUUGUUCUUCAAGUACAUCCGCAAGUAUCGCAACGCUGCUAUUACAAUUCAGAAGCACUGGCGAGCGCGUGGCUAUCGAUCGAACUAUCUGGUGCAGCGAAAUGGCUAUCGCAGGCUACAAGCCGUGAUCAAGUCUCGUGAGUUGACCUACAAAUUUGGUCGACUUCGCUCAGCGAUCAUUAAUCUGCAAGCUCAGUGUCGUGGCUUUCUGACGCGAAAGAACCUUAAGGACAAGAUAACCUACAAAGCCCAACGCAUCAACGAGCUGCUUGUGAUGAGGCGCAAUGAAGAAGUCCAGUUCAAAAAGUCCGGGAACAAGCGUUGGCAAGAGGAUGCCGAACACAACUAUAGGCUGCGAGUCGACGAGCUGAACCGAGAACUGGCGCUGGAAGCCGAGGCUAGGAAGGCAGCGAUCAAACCACAACAGCCAAUCAACGUCGAGGAAGACAACAAGAUCGUAGACGAUGUGUUUGGUUUCCUAGACGGACCCAUGAGUCCGGAACCGGUCCCGAAGCGAAAGGCGUCCUUUGCCGAGGACCCCCAACCAGAAGACCCCGCCACCAGUGCGGCCCUCACGUCCGCAUACGGGGAAAAUUUUCCCUACCGCGAGGAUUUAUCCGACUAUAAUUUCGCCAAGUACGCGGCCACGUACUUUGCCAACAAUGCGUCCAAUCAAUUCAGCAAGCGCAAGCUUAAAUCCUCGCUGCUCGAUGUACCCAGCCCGGCCGACAUAAUUUCUGCGCAGGCCCUAUGGAUUACGAUUUUACGAUUCAUGGGAGAUAUGGCCGAGGCGCGAUACGAGGACGAUAGCGAAGACGUGAAACACAAGCCGGUCAUGCAGAAAUUGACGAAAACGUUGGGACGAAACUAUGCCAAGAGCAAAGAGUUCCAGGCUUUUCAGCAGAACUUGUCCGAGCAUGAGCGGAAGCUGAUCCACCGGACGUUGAAGCGAAAGACAAAGAUUCCGAGCGAGUUGAAGGCUAUUGUAGAGAAUACCGAUGAGAUAGCUGACUAUCAGGAAUUUUUGAACAACCGAAGCUCACAUUUGGAUAAGCUGCACUUUAUUAUUGGACAUGGCAUAUUGAACAAACAACUGCGAGAUGAAAUUUACUGUCAAAUCUGUAAACAGCUUACCAACAACCCCAACUCCACGUCCUACGCCAAGGGGUGGAUUCUGCUAUCGCUAUGCGUGGGAUGCUUUCCACCGUCGGAAAAGUUUGAAAAAUAUCUGCGAUCGUUCAUCCGCGAAGGACCACAGCUUUAUGCACCGUAUUGCGAGCAUCGCUUGGAUCGUACGGUGAAGAAUGGUACAAGGCGACAACCUCCCUCUUGGUUGGAGCUUCAAACGACCAAGACGAAGAAACCGAUUCUGGUGGUCGUCACGAUGAUGGAUGGCUCGAGCAAGAAUGUGGAAAUCGAUUCAGCCACAACGGCUCAGGAGAUGUGUGAAAAACUUUCGUUUGGCAUCGGUUUGAAGGACGUCUUCGGAUUCUCGAUUUUUGUCAUGCUCCAGGAGAAGGUGCUCUCGCUGCAGAGUGGUGGGGAGUUCAUAAUGGAUGCCAUUUCGAACUGUGAGCAGUAUGCUAAAGAACAGGGUGGUAAUGAACGCAAUGCUCCGUGGAAGAUCUUCUUUCGCAAAGAGAUGUUCGCCCCGUGGCAUGACCCGGCAGUAGAUCCCGUGGCUACGAACUUGAUUUACUCACAGGUGGUUCGUGGGUUGAACUUGGGCGAGCUGGUUAGCACCUCGGACAAGGACAUUGCUAUGUUGGCUGCCUUGCAGUAUUACGCCGAUUAUGGCUUUGAGUUGAACAGUAAGACGCUUCAAGAUCGACUUAAGGACUACAUUCCGAGGCAGUUGGUGCGCGCGGAGACUGCAACGCGAUGGGUUCAGUUGAUCGAGACGGCAUUUAAACGAAGCCGUUGCGUCAAGGAUGGGCUCCAGAGAAUCGCUGCCAAAGAAGACAUUGUACUGUUCGCAAAGAUCACUUGGGGUAUGAUGUUUUCCCGAUUCUACGAAGCAGUUCAAAUUGACGGUACAAAGCUUCCCACGAGCAAUAUUAUCAUUGCGGUAAAUUGGUCGGGAAUAUUCUUUGUGGAUGAUCAAGAACAAGUCCUGCUGGAGAUCUCCUAUCCGGAAAUUAUGCAAAUUGAUUGCGAUGAUGGGGAUGACAAUGAUGUUGGAACACUGUUCAUCAACACUAUCCAGAACGAGGACUUCGUAUUCAAAUCAUUUGAGGCGAAAGCAUUGUCCAACUUGAUCAACGAUAUCCUGAAAGAGCUGCGAAACAGAAGUAUCUAUGCGGUAGCUGUUCGCACUCAUUCAGAUGAAAGUCAGACGGAAUCUAUGCUGAGUCUGUUGAAGGGAGAUCUUGUAACGCUUGGGCAAGGUUUUACCGGGGAAACAAUCCUAGCCGAGGACGCUACCUGGGGGUUCGGUGAGUCCAACGGAAGAUCUGGUUACUUCCCGACGGAGGUGGUUUACAUUCUACCGACUAUCAUGCCACCUCCUGCCAGCGUUCUUAGUUUGUACAGGAGGGAAGGAGUCCUUAAACCCAGAAAGCAUGCGGCACCGAAUUAUAACACUAUUCAACGCAAGAAGAUGCACACCUUGCAGCGCUUUGGUUCCGAGAACUUCCGGGCCCCAAUUAGCGUGACUUCAAACUCGUCAACGCUUAGCAGUAUCAGGAAGUCGACAACCGAAGAGCUAUGGAGACACACGCGAGAACCGAUGAAGGCACCACUGCUGCAAAAGCUUCAACCCGACAAGGUGCAUUCGGAAAUUGCAGUAGCUGUAUUCACUUUGAUCUUGAAGUACAUGGGAGACCUACCCAAAGGACGUGAAUCGAUCGAUACUGAUAGAAUCUUCGGUCCUGCCUUGAACAACGACUUGCUUAGAGAUGAAAUCUUCUGCCAGAUAAUGAGACAGCUAACGGAUAAUCAAAUUCAGAUAAGUGAGGAACGUGGUUGGGAUUUGCUAUGGUUGGCUACCGGUGUAAUGGUACCUGGACAACAGCUCUUGAAGGAGCUUUUCAUGUUCCUCAAAAGUAGAAAGCAUUCGUUGGCCCCAGAGUGUCUGCAACGAGUUCAGAAGACGCUGAAAAUUGGUAACAGGAUGUUCCCACCAUAUAUUGUGGAAGUUGAGGCAAUUCGUUAUAGAUCUGUUGAGAUCUACCACAAAGUCUACUUCCCAGAUGAUACCGAUGAAGCAUUCCAGAUCGAAUCUUGUACUAAGACAAAAGAUUUGCUGCAAACGAUCACCAGACGUUUGGAUCUGAAGUCCAUCGAAGGGUUCAGUUUGUUCAUCAAGAUUGGCGACAAAGUGUUCUCGAUGCCCGAGGAAUACUUCAUUUUUGACUUUAUAUACGAGCUGAUGGAAUGGAUGAGAGAGACGAUGCCGUCAAGAUCGAACGAUAAUCGCAUUAAUUGUGAAUAUCAGCUGUUCUUCAUGAAGAAACUAUGGAUUAACGUGACUCCGGGGAAAGAUCCAAUCGCAGACGAGAUGUUCUACUUCUAUCAGGAAGUUCCCAAAUUGCUUCAAGGAUACUACAAACUGACCAAGAUGGAAGCAGUUGAGCUAGGGGCAUACGUGUUCUGGGCUCAGUAUGAAGAACAAGAUGUACAACAUCUGCAGAAGGCGUUCCCUGAUAUGUUGCAUGGUCUGAUUCCCGAGGAUGUUGUCAGGAUGCAAAAAAUAGAUCAGUGGAAGAAGGACAUCUUGGCGAAGGUUAAUGCAUUGAAGGGAAUCAGCCAGGCGGUCGCGAAACUGGAGUUCUUGAAGAUUGUGCAUAAAUUUCCCAUGUUUGGAUCUACGUUUUUUGUUGUCAAGCAAACUACAGAUCAAAAUUUACCAGACACGUUGCUGGUGGCCAUCAACAAACAAGGAUUUAACCUUAUCGAUCCACGUACAAAGGACACCUUGUCUCAGUACAGCUUUAUGGAGUUAAAUUUCUGGAGCUCUGGUAACACUUACUUCCACAUCAAGUUCGGCAACAUGAUGGGUUCCACAAAAUUGCUUUUGGAGACCAAGCAAGGCUACAAAAUGGACGAUCUACUAACAUCGUACAUACGACACUUUAAGACGCAAGGACAACGAAACUAGAUCAAAUAUUUUGAAUAUGUAUUAAGUAGUAUUGUAUCAGUUAUCACAACAAUUGCAUUGAUCGUAAAUAUAAUUCAGACAUAUCCAAGA
Messenger RNA from Culex pipiens pallens (northern house mosquito), 6695 nucleotides. RefSeq names its product myosin-VIIa-like. Gene Ontology annotation, cellular component: cytoskeleton; myosin complex. The transcript is spliced from 12 exons. Gene Ontology annotation, molecular function: protein binding; cytoskeletal motor activity; ATP binding. Bases 255 to 6605 code for a protein of 2116 amino acids. The record is from RefSeq and is a predicted model, not a curated record. Lineage: Eukaryota; Metazoa; Arthropoda; Insecta; Diptera; Culicidae.